AUUUGUUUACUUUUUGAUUAAGACUCACUUUGUAUCUUGAUGAACAAGUGAUUGUGUUUACACUGAUUUGCCUCACAAUUAACAUCAUUUGAUUAGAACUCAUUUUCUUCAAUCAAUUCAAUUAAACUUCUGUUAAUCAGUUAAGCUUAUUUCAAGCUUAAUUCUCCCCAUCGAUCUUACAGUUAAUUGAAUCGAGAUUUGAUCAACGAGUCAAUUUUUUUCCUUCUCAACUGUGAUUAACCUUUUCCUUUGUAUUCUUAUCAAUUUUGUUUUUGUUAUUAGUUUUUCUUCAGUUAAUUAACUGAUUUGAACGCUAAUUAACUUUACCAUCAUGCCAGUGAAAUGUGGCCUAUUCUGGGACAUUGAAAAUGUCCGUGUACCAAGAGGUGAAUUGGCAACUGACAUCGUCCGGUCAAUAAGAAAUCUGGUCACUUCAAGAUCUUGGAUUGAGAUUGAUUUUUUUGUUGCUUGUGAUGUUUACAAUCAGUCGAGUGGAUUAAUGAGAUCACUUGAUCUUAUUGGUUUAACGAUAAUCCAUGUGUCCAACAAUGUGAAAAACGCUGCCGAUGAGAAGUUGAAAAAAUUGAUGACUGAAUUUGUCAAUGAAAAUGGUCACAAUGAGAUCGCAAUUGUUUUGCUAACCGGUGAUUAUGAUUUCGCGACAACUUUAAGAGGAUUUAAACGUAAUCAUAAUGUGACAAUCUACUUAAUCUACAGCGAAGGUUUAUCUCAAAAUCUUGUUGAUUGUGUUGAUAAAUCUUUUUCUAUCAACAGUUUCAUCAACCCGAACGGAAAUAAACCUCGUCAACCCUACAAACAAUCAAUUCCACUCAGUUGGGAACCUUGGCUUGUCCAGAUCACUGGUUAUCCGCUUCAUACCCGAAAUGCUGAGAUCGUCGCCGAAUUCAGGAAAAAAGCUCAAAACCAGAACGGGAAAUUCGCUGAGAUCCAACGGGGAACAGUUUGGCUGAGUUUCAACGACAAAGCCGAUGCCUUAAAGAUCAGCAAUGAAUUAAAUGGCCGCACAUUCAAAGGAGGAAGAUUAACAGCGAUCGUUACGGAAUCUCGAUUAUUGGCUGAUCAUGAAAGACCAACGGUCAAUCAAUUGGCCUUGGACAUCGAUCGGAAAAGUUCACAAUCCCGACAGAAUAAAAGAGGACCACAUUCACCGAAAAAGUUUUAUGUCGAUGAGAGAACGACAGUUCCGUCAUAUCGUCGUAAUUCAGAUGCUUCGAGCAUAAGUGAUAACCCUUGUUGUUCAAUUUGUUGAACAAUCAAUUUAUCGAUAUCAACACUCAAUCAAUUCAUCGAGUUGCUGAAUAAUUUUGAUCAACAAUUCAGAAACUUAUGAUUGAAAUUAUCCUAACAAUCAAUAGUUGACUUGAGGGUUUCAGUUUAAAUAUGAUUUCAACGCGACAAUUUAAAGACUUAAUUGUUAGUAAAUUUAAAUUGUCAUCUUUUCACAUUCAUAUCAAUUUCCAAUCAAAUCACAUUGUCAUUCAUCUUGAUUAAGAAUUAACUAAAUCCAAUUUAAGCUCGAUUCGAGUUGAAUCUGCUUAAUCUUUACCGAUUCUCAUUUUGAUUGUAAUCAAAUGAUUUUGUAAAUCACGCAAAAACAACAAUCAAAGUAAAUAAUAAGUUGAUGUUAAUUUAAA
This is a messenger RNA of Panonychus citri (citrus red mite), 1655 nucleotides long. RefSeq names its product meiosis regulator and mRNA stability factor 1-like. Gene Ontology annotation, molecular function: nucleic acid binding; RNA nuclease activity. The coding region runs from base 332 to 1270 and encodes 312 amino acids. Lineage: Eukaryota; Metazoa; Arthropoda; Arachnida; Trombidiformes; Tetranychidae. The record is from RefSeq and is a predicted model, not a curated record. The transcript has a single exon.